CGCAGGUGGUAUUUGAAGCACGGAUCCCUGACUUUUUCUCGACAGAAUCUGGCAUACUUCUCGAUGACAUCGAGCUUGUGCAGGGGGCAUGCCCAGAUGAACAUGCUUGCAAUUUCGAAGGACCGACAUGUCUUGCCUGGGAGAAUUCAUAUGAGCCAUUCGCUACUGGCUGGUGGCAGCAUCAGCGGGCUGGCCUCUCUGUGUUUCCCUCGGACCAUACGACAGGAACGCCUGAAGGGCACUACCUGCGCUUCUCAGCCAAGACUCCGGGAAAACUUGCGGUGCUGACAGCAGGUGGUGGCAGCAAUGACGCCCGGUGUGCCAUCUUCUGGUAUCUGCUAUCGGAUGAACUCCACGGCCUCAUACUGUUGGCAGGACCUACAUACUUCAACGAGUCUACGCACGGCCAAUGGCGCUCGAGCCAAUUCAGUCUCACGCACCACUACAGAUCUAUCAUCGCAGUAUCGGGCAGUAAUCCCAAGGCAUUCGCCCUGAUCGACGACCUGCUUGUUCACGAUAACGACUGCACCAACGAAGGAGACGUUUCCACAGUUACGACAGCGAGCACAGCAAAAAUUGUGACUGCUGGAGCAACCACACACUUUGGAACUACCGUCGUUCCCACAUCAACAGAGGCAGUGGUCAACCCGCACGUUACUAAUGUUGAAGGAAAGGCACAACCGAUAGCCCCUUCAACGAUGUUUAUGACAACUGCAUCCUCAUCUUCUAUCGGCACCACGACGUCCUCAUUCGUGCCUUCAGCGGUUCCCACCACGUACGUGUCCACCGCCGCAGGGUCGACCUGUGGCAAAGGCAUGUUCAGCUGCCGCGACGGCACACACUGUGUUCCUGCACUGCUCCUCUGUGAUGGCGUUCGAGACUGCCCCAAUGGAGCUGACGAACUCUGCGGAGACCACGAAUUCUGCCCUGGUGGUCAUUACUUCUGCCGGAAGCCAUCAACAUGUCUCAAUGCAUACAAGCUCUGCGAUGGUCGUGAAGACUGCAGCGACGGAUCUGACGAGAUUCUCUGCAAUGACUGCCCAGGUUACUUCUGCCGCAACGAUGGAAAUUGCAGCUUCCAUACAAUAACUGGAGCACCAGAAUGCAUGUGCAAGGCCAGUUUUCAAGGCAAUCGAUGUCAGAAAAAGCUCGUGGAAGAUACUUCGCCAGACUCAAGGGCAACAGUUUCAGGUACAAGCAGUGGCUGGGCGUAUGGUGCACCCGUGCUAGUGCUCGUCAUCCUGGGUUUCACCACUACAGUGGUCAUUUACCUCCGGCGGAAAAGGAGCAAGGAGGUGCGCAGUGAAAUAGAGGAGAGCAGACAAGUGACCGUAGAAAAUCCAAUUUACGGGCUUGAGUUUGGCCAAAAUGACACACCAAGGCAACCAACACUACCAAGACAGUCGUGGUUCUCCAGGACAAUCAGGCUUCCAAUUUCUAGUCGCAUUUCAACGAGUGAAUGUUGAUUUAUGCAAUUUAGCGAUCAUUGGUGAAUGUUUUAGGUUGUUAUUAUAAAAACAUCAUUUUCAUCUUUUUUUUCAUCAUUAGAAAGACAUUGAUAGACACAUCAGUAUUGACUUGUUAGACUCAUGCUUUGCCAAACCUUGACUCAUUGAACUUCUAGAAUCUUGGUGAACAGCAUAGUAUGAGAUCGCCAAACUGUACAUAUACAUGCAACAAAAGUAAAUGGAAUAAACAAUUUUCACCAAAUUUCUUUUUGCUGCAGUCAUCUUUAUUUUAUACCUUGGCUAAAUACCUUGUUAGGGCAAACACACUCUGUCUUUAAGCUAAUAUAGGAAUG
Molecule: messenger RNA, 1801 nt
Organism: Dermacentor silvarum
Lineage: Eukaryota; Metazoa; Arthropoda; Arachnida; Ixodida; Ixodidae
Product: MAM and LDL-receptor class A domain-containing protein 1-like
Exons: 11
Coding region: 699-1466 (255 amino acids)
Cellular component (GO): plasma membrane
Molecular function (GO): protein binding
Source: RefSeq, a predicted model, not a curated record